Messenger RNA from Sus scrofa (pig), 8791 nucleotides. It is a transcript of the gene KCNH5, whose product is annotated as potassium voltage-gated channel subfamily H member 5. Gene Ontology annotation, molecular function: voltage-gated potassium channel activity. Gene Ontology annotation, cellular component: plasma membrane; voltage-gated potassium channel complex. The record is from RefSeq and is a predicted model, not a curated record. Gene Ontology annotation, biological process: potassium ion transmembrane transport; regulation of membrane potential. Lineage: Eukaryota; Metazoa; Chordata; Mammalia; Artiodactyla; Suidae.
GUGGCUUCUCUGCGUCCCCGCGCGCCGCCCAGCCAGUCCCUGCUCCUCUUUCAGCCUGGGCUGGAUGGGGAGAUGAUCUACACCUCCGCCCCGGCAGCCGCGUCCGGGGGAACAGCUGGGAUUGAGGACCUUGGCAGGAGAAACUGAGAUGUGACCCCUUCAACUACCCAUUGCCCUCUUUGGCAUCCUGCCUGCUUCUCCCACUUCCUUUCCCACUUGAUACCCCCACUGCACAGAGAGCGUUUGCCUCCAUCUCCUGGGAGAGAGGAACGGCCACCAGGCGCACAGCCCCGCAGAAGUUGGGCUCAGCUGGGCAGCUGUGAUCCUGCUGCGGUAUGGGGUGGGCCAGUGAAGGGGAUGAGGCUCAGAAUAGGGUCUGGGAGACAGGAGUUUGAGUGGGCUUUUCCUGCUCCUCCGGCCCAAGGCUCGGGACAGGGGAAGAAAUGCUGAACCCGCGUCUAGGCGACCGCUACCGCGGCAGCAGCUUCAGCAUCAGCUUCAGCAUCAGCACCGGCGGGACAGCGACAGCGGGGGCGGCGCAGGCGCACUGUGCCCCGCGGAGCCUGCAGUUGCCUAGCCCCGUGUGCGGCACCGCCACAGUCUGGGCAGCGGCGGCCGGGGGAGCGCUACUACCAUGAACUGCCUGGUCCUCCUCCCCAGAGCUGCUCAUCCAGGUCGGGCUGGAGACACAGUCAGAGGACCCCGUCGCCGUCGUCGCGCCCUGUCUUCUUUCGGCUCGAUCUUUUCCUCCACCUUUUCCUCUUCUUCCUCCACCUUCUCUUCCUGCAUCCCCCCCUCCCCCGCCGCGGAUCCUGGCCGCUGCUCUCCAGACCCAGGAUGCCGGGGGGCAAGAGAGGGCUGGUGGCACCGCAAAACACAUUUUUGGAGAACAUCGUCAGGCGUUCCAGUGAAUCGAGUUUCUUACUGGGAAAUGCCCAGAUUGUGGAUUGGCCUGUAGUUUAUAGUAAUGAUGGUUUUUGCAAACUCUCUGGGUAUCAUCGAGCUGACGUCAUGCAGAAAAGUAGCACAUGCAGUUUUAUGUAUGGAGAAUUGACUGACAAGAAAACCAUUGAGAAAGUCAGGCAGACUUUUGACAACUACGAGUCAAACUGCUUUGAAGUUCUUUUGUAUAAGAAAAACAGAACCCCUGUUUGGUUUUAUAUGCAGAUUGCACCAAUAAGAAAUGAACAUGAAAAAGUGGUUUUGUUCCUAUGCACUUUCAAGGAUAUUACGUUGUUUAAACAGCCAAUAGAGGAUGAUUCAACAAAAGGUUGGACAAAAUUUGCCCGAUUGACACGGGCUUUGACAAAUAGCCGAAGUGUUUUGCAGCAGCUCACGCCAAUGAAUAAAACAGAGGUGGUCCACAAACAUUCAAGAUUAGCUGAAGUUCUUCAGCUGGGAUCAGAUAUCCUUCCUCAGUACAAGCAAGAAGCACCAAAGACGCCACCACACAUUAUUUUACACUACUGUGCUUUUAAAACAACUUGGGAUUGGGUGAUUUUAAUUCUUACCUUCUACACCGCCAUUAUGGUUCCUUAUAACGUUUCCUUCAAAACGAAGCAGAAUAACAUAGCCUGGCUGGUGCUGGACAGUGUAGUGGAUGUUAUUUUUCUGGUUGACAUUGUUUUAAAUUUUCACACGACUUUUGUGGGACCUGGUGGAGAGGUCAUUUCUGACCCCAAGCUGAUAAGGAUGAACUAUCUGAAAACUUGGUUUGUGAUCGAUCUGUUGUCUUGUUUACCUUAUGACAUCAUCAAUGCCUUUGAAAAUGUGGAUGAGGGAAUCAGCAGUCUCUUCAGUUCUUUAAAAGUGGUGCGUCUCUUGCGACUGGGCCGUGUUGCUAGGAAACUGGACCAUUACCUGGAGUAUGGAGCCGCGGUCCUUGUGCUCCUGGUCUGUGUGUUUGGACUAGUUGCUCACUGGCUGGCCUGCAUAUGGUACAGCAUCGGGGACUACGAGGUCAUUGAUGAAGUCACAAACACCAUCCAAAUAGACAGUUGGCUCUACCAGCUGGCCUUGAGCAUUGGGACUCCGUAUCGAUACAAUACCAGUGCAGGGAUAUGGGAAGGAGGACCCAGCAAGGAUUCACUCUACGUGUCCUCUCUCUACUUUACCAUGACAAGCCUUACAACCAUAGGAUUUGGAAACAUAGCUCCUACUACCGAUGUGGAGAAGAUGUUUUCAGUGGCCAUGAUGAUGGUUGGCUCUCUUCUUUAUGCAACUAUUUUUGGAAAUGUUACCACAAUUUUCCAGCAAAUGUAUGCCAACACCAACCGGUACCAUGAGAUGCUGAAUAAUGUACGGGACUUUCUGAAACUCUAUCAGGUCCCCAAAGGCCUUAGUGAACGAGUCAUGGAUUAUAUUGUCUCAACAUGGUCCAUGUCAAAAGGCAUUGACACAGAGAAGGUCCUCUCCAUCUGUCCCAAGGACAUGAGAGCUGAUAUCUGUGUUCAUCUAAACCGGAAAGUUUUUAAUGAACAUCCUGCUUUUCGACUGGCCAGCGACGGGUGUCUGCGUGCCCUGGCGGUGGAGUUCCAAACCAUUCACUGUGCUCCCGGGGACCUCAUUUACCACGCGGGAGAAAGUGUGGAUGCCCUCUGCUUUGUUGUGUCAGGAUCCUUGGAAGUCAUCCAGGAUGAUGAGGUGGUGGCUAUUUUAGGAAAAGGGGAUGUGUUUGGAGACAUCUUCUGGAAGGAAACCACCCUUGCUCAUGCGUGUGCCAACGUCCGAGCACUGACAUACUGUGACCUCCACAUCAUAAAGCGAGAAGCCUUGCUUAAAGUCCUGGACUUUUAUACAGCUUUUGCAAACUCGUUCUCGAGGAAUCUCACUCUUACUUGCAAUCUAAGGAAACGGAUCAUUUUCCGCAAAAUCAGUGAUGUGAAGAAAGAAGAGGAGGAGCGUCUCAGGCAAAAGAACGAGGUCACACUCAGCAUCCCCGUGGACCACCCUGUCAGGAAGCUCUUCCAGAAGUUCAAGCAGCAGAAGGAGCUGCGGAAUCAGGGAUCCACACAGAGUGACCCCGAGCGGAACCAGCUACAGGUGGAAAGUCACUCCUUCCAGAAUGGAGCCUCCAUCACCGGCACCAGUGUGGUCACCGUGUCGCAGAUCACACCCAUUCAGACAUCUCUGGCCUACGUGAAAACCAGCGAGUCCCUGAAGCAGAACAACCGCGAUGCCAUGGAGCGUAAGCCCAGUGGCGGGGCUGACGCUAAAUGUCUCAAAGUCAACAGCCCCAUAAGAAUGAAAAACGGCAACGGGAAAGGUUGGCUGCGACUGAAGAAUAAUAUGGGAGCCCACGAGGAGAAAAAGGAAGACUGGAAUAAUGUCACUAAAGCUGAGUCGAUGGGGCUCUUGUCCGAGGACCCCAAGGGCAGCGACUCAGAGAACAGUGUGACCAAAAACCCAUUAAGGAAAACAGAUUCCUGUGACAGUGGGAUUACAAAAAGUGACCUUCGUUUGGAUAAGGCUGGGGAGGCGCGAAGUCCGCUGGAGCACAGCCCCAUCCAGGCUGAUGCCAAGCACCCCUUUUAUCCCAUCCCGGAGCAGGCCUUACAAACCACAUUGCAGGAAGUCAAACACGAACUCAAAGAGGACAUUCAGCUGCUGAGCUGCAGAAUGACUGCCCUGGAGAAGCAGGUGGCAGAAAUUUUAAAAAUACUCUCAGAAAAAAGUGUGCCCCAGACCUCUUCUCCCAAAUCCCAAAUGCCACUCCAAGUACCUCCCCAAAUACCCUGUCAGGAUAUUUUUAGUGUUUCAAGGCCUGAGUCACCUGAAUCUGACAAAGAUGAAAUCCACUUUUAAUAGACAUAUAUAUAUAUACAUAUAUAUUUGUUAAUAUAUUAAAAGCAGUAUAUACGUCUAUAUACAUGUGUGUAUAUACAGUAUAUACAUAUAUAUAUAUAUUUUCACUUGCUUUCAAUAUGAUGAACACAAUAUGGAUUUUGAUAUGUAAAUAUUGCAUGUCCAGCUGGAUUCUGGCCUGCCAAAGAAGAUAAUUAUUAAAAACAUAGAUAUCGCUUGUAUAUUAUGCAGUUGACUGCAUGUACACUUUACAUUUAUUUAUAAUCUCUAUUCUAUAAUUUUAAAAAAGUAUGGUUUUUGUUAACCAAGGCAAUGUAUGUAAUAGUUAAAGAAUCAGGGUCCAACCUGCCAAUGUUGCCACGACAAAUUUGAUCUCAGGCUGAGUAUAUUGAGCUGUCAUUUCUUCACUCUUUUAAGUUAAAAUUAUACAUUAAUGCCAAGGUAGCAGUCAACUUUUUAAACUGCUAGUGCCAUUUUAUGAUCUAUUUCCACAGGAUAUUUUUCUGUAACUUAGUGUUAGGUUAUUUUCCCCAACAGGCAAUGUUUGCUCCUUUAAAUGACUGUUUUGUUGCCUCAGUUAGAUAGCAAUGUGGGAUACUGAGAACUUAUUGCUAUGGGGUUUGCGCAUGGACUGCAUUUUCGCUUAACUAUACCUCUCCUUUUUUAACGUUAUACUUAGGUAGUAAUCAUUAACUCUUAUGUAAGGAUUCUCCUUCUCGCUCUGUCUUGGAAAAUAGCCACCAUCUUGUAAGCUUAUUAUCAACCCCCCAAAUACUGAACUAUUAAUAUUGUGUAUAUUAUUAUAGAAAUACUGCACUACAGGGUAAAGGGCCUUUUAAUGACUCAUGUUAGAGAUGGUGAUUUUGGAAAGGUGAUGAAUGUUUUACAUUUGUGUUUUUAAAACUUGCUCAAGGGUGAAGUUGAAAGGCUCUUCGUAAAGAAACAAACAAGCAAUCACAGAAACAUUUAGGUAAUCAUAUCAAAAUUUUAAUUAUAGUGAUAUGAAAUAAAAGAAGAAUGUAAAUGGAUAGACAAGUUUUUGUAGCAUAUCUGUGUCUUAUAAACAUAGGUAUGGAAUUUUUCACACCUGAUUCUUACUGCUUAUAGAGAUGACACAUGAAAUGUGGCUAAAAAGAAAAAAAAGCAACAAAACUAAAAGUAGACCUUAAGUUGCUCAACUCAGAUAAUUGUUUUCUAUAAUUUUAUUCUUGGUUAAAAUUUUCUAAAGCUUUUUUUUUUUUUUUGCACACAGUUCUAUUGCUGGAGUUCUGCUGAGUUGAUACAAGAGAUUACUAUAGCUCAGGCAGAUCCACUUGUGAAAGGAGGGUACUGAAGACUGAAUUUCAGUCUUUUGGGCCACAAAUCCUCUUCUUAGAAAGUGCCUAUUAACUUUAAAAAAGUAACAAAACAUUGUGUAUAGCUAGACCCUUAAAUCUGUGUAUUGAGAAUAAAAUGCACAUUCAUUUAUAAGAAACCAGAAAUAUUUAUUUCUUUUAAAUAGAGUUUAAAUAAAGACUAAAGCUUAUGAAGUUGAUCAGAGAGGCAUAGUUUUAAAUUGGUGCAUGCAUGACAUUUAAUAGUGAGAGCAGGGCAGUUAAUGUUUAUAUCAAGUUGAAAAUAUAUAUCAGUUAUUUGUAUAUUAUUGGACCAUCUGUAUGUAUAUGUUAACAACAUACACAAGAUGAUACCAAAAUCAAGGAGAUAUUUGAUGUAUUGUACCCAUUUUUAUGAGCUUUUUAAACUAUCUCUGAGUAUCCUCAAACAAAACUACUAGAACGGAAAGAAAAGUUAUCACAAUCGGCCUGGAGAAGUACAAAAUGAAGUGAUUUAUAAAAAAGUUGUUAUUUUAGAGUUUCUAUUAGAGCUUCUUCCCAUGCCUAUAAGAUGUGCCUCUUUAAUCCAGGCCUCUCGGAACAGGUGUUAUAAUCCAGGACUCGCAGAGCGGGUGUUAUAAUCCAGGACUCUCAGAGCAGGUGUUAUGUGCCGUGGGUUCCACUUCCCUUUCUCUGUGCCCACAGCUUCCAUUACUCACAAUGGAAGUUUUCAGGGCAGGAGGUUUCCAUGCUAUGCUGUAAAAUCUACCUGCCAUGGCACAAAACAGAAAGGUCAUCAUGGUGUUAAGAAUCAGCGUUGACAUUGUGACUCCGUUGCUUUCAUGAUGAGAAUGGUACCUUUAUCUUGACCUCUGAUAUUUAUUGAAAUUCAGGGUAUUUUCUAUUUAACCAUAUAUGAAACAGGCUUAUCUAAGCUUUUGGAACUGAGUGAGUGGUAAAAAUAAUCUGAGUACAGAAACAGUCAGUUUAGUCACGAGCUUCAAAGAUAAUAGUUGGUAUAAAGGUAUAAGUGACUGUAAAACAGCAGGGAGGCUUGAAAUUGCCAUCCAUGCCUUUGCUUGUUAGCAUUGCUAAUAUUUGCUAUGUUCUUACAUUGAUUCAGAGCCUCAUCUAAUUGACCUAUAAUGUUAUUGUUCAGAUACAUGGGAAAGAAAUACAUGUUUUUGAACUACUUCUGGUUGUCACUAAGGAGGAAAAAGUAUCAGUUGCUUAUUUAUGGUGCAGUUAUCACAGUAUUCUUUUCCAGCCACCUCUGUGUGCAUGAUAUGAUGAGGUGCAGAAUGUACUCUUCUAUUUUCAGCAGGAAUGCAUGUGUUCAGAAAACAUUGUAUGUAGAGUAGGCUUCUAGCUUCCCAGAUUCCACACCUCUUACCAGUCGAAUUUACUCAGUUUUGAAUGAAGGGUGAGCACUUGCUUUCAUUUGUGCAAUAGUGGUGUAGUCAUGUUAGGUGUUGCCUCAACCAGCACAUAGAUGGUAGGUUCCCUUUGGGGGGACCAGACGACUGCAUGUUUUAUUCUUACACUGUUUAGAUGCUCUCUGUACAUCCAAAAUAAAGUUUUUACUACUAUCUUUCUGAAUGAUGUAAUAAUAGUAAAUAGAUAUAUGUUUAAAAUUUGAACAUUUUUUCAAAGCAAGUUACACACCUUCGCUAUAUUUCUAUGAUAAUGUGUAAGAUCAGAUGCUACACUGUGGACAUGAGGUUGUAAUGUGAGAGCAGAAGUGAAACAAAAAUGGAAAUGUGAGCUGCAUAUCAUAAUGGCAAGUUUUAUUAGUCUGUAUUAUGGUAUUAUGACACUGAAUGUGAUGUAGUAGACAGAGGAGCUUAUGAUAAAAGCCAAAUAGGAACACAAAAGGCAGCUGACAAUGCCAAAGUUGCUAGUGUCCCACAUUGACAUAAAUAGGUCUGAGAAUGGUCCGGGCAUAGAUAUUGAAUAGAGAUACUCAUUGUUAAAAUGGAAAAUUUUUAUUAUGACCCUGGUUUCUUCUCCCAUUGAGUAUAGAAGUACAAAUUCCUAAGUAUUCAGUUAAAAAUUUAUGCAGAUCAGGGCAAGACAAUUAGAAAUUUUGGGGUUUUUUAAGUUGCUCCUAAGAACAAAUAUAUACUCCUCGAGUACCCAGCACUUUAAUAGGAAUAUUAAUAAUGUCUACUAACUAAAGUACAUUUUUCAAAUUAAUCUUAUUGGAGCCCAAAUGAAAAUCACAACUUUCCUUCCUUAAAUUUAAGGGGAUUUUGUUCACUUGUGAGAUCUGACCCAUUUGCUCUUCUAUUUUAAAUAACUAAAUUCUUUCAGAAAACUUUUUUUAAGUUAGUCCUCAGAGCAGUGACUGUUUUUGAAUUGUACAGUGGCGGAUACUAGCGAAAUUAUUUGUCACAUUCCUAGUGAAUUCUAUUAUCUUGUAUAAUCUUUGUCUUUCAAGCUAUUUUAUGUCUCUUUUCCAAAGUUUUAUCUAAGUAAUGAGAAAAUUUGUCUAAAUAUGCAUAUCAUACAUGGAUAACUUUAAAAUAUGAAUAUUUUGUAAUUAUACAAAUGUUGUGUUUCAUACUUUGUUAUAUAUAAGAGUAUUUCUCUUGUAGUCAUGAUGAAAAGGAAGAAGAGAAAGAACGUUAUUUUGGAAAACUAAGAUACAGCCUAGGAUGAAUACCUAAGCUUUGUCUUGUAUUUUGAAUCUAGCUUUGCCACAAUUUCAGUGUAACUUUGGGUAAGUUAACUCUUUAGUGUAUCUGGGGCUUCAGUUUCCCUAUCAAUAAAUAAAAAAUUAAGGUAAGGAUUGCUCCUUUCUUCUAUCAAGAUGAUGUUAGGCCAGUGGAAAAUCAUUUUCUUUUCAGAUGAAACAUUCAGACAAAUUAUUAUUUUUUUUUCCUUCAUAGGAGACUAGAUAAGGUGCACUCUCUAAAUAUUCUUCUAGGUUUUAGAGGAGACUUCUCUGGUCAGAGGUUUGUGGGGAAAGGCAGUUGUUGGUCAAUGGCAUGCAAGCAUAAGCCUUGAAAAUUAUCUGGGAAUAUAGAACUACUAAUCAAAUAAAUAUGGAAAGGACUAAUCAAAUAAUCAUUAAGGACUUUCAGGAAGGAAGAGAGAAGAGCAAAAGACAUAAAUAUUAUAAUUUUUCUUAUUCUACUUAAUCAUACUGCUCAGCAGAAGUUCUCACUUUUGUGAGAAAAAGUAAACAGGAGUUCCCGUCGUGGCCCAGUGGUUAAUGAAUCCUUCUAGGAACCAUGAGGUUGCAGGUUCGAUCCCUGGCCUUGCUCAGUAGGUUGAGGAUCUGGCGUUGGCAUGAGCUGUGGUGUAGGCUGCAGAUGCAGCUCGGAUCCUGCGUUGUCUGUGGCUCUGGCAUAGGCCAGCGGCUAUAGCUCCGAUUCAACCCCUAGCCUGGGAACCUCCAUAUGCCGCAGGAACGGCCCUAGAAAAGGCAAAAAGACAAAAAAAAAAAAAAAAAAGAAAAAAGAAAAAGUAAACAAAUUGGUGAGUAUUCAAGGUAUAGAGUAGUUCAUCAUUAACUCUCUGUGUGAAAAUAAUUACGACUUAUCCACAUAGGAAAUUUUUUUGUCUUUUUAGGGCUGCACCUAUAGCAUAUGGAGGUUCCCAGGCUAGGGGUCAAAUUGGAGAUGGAGCUGCUGGCCUACACCAUAGCCAUAGCAACAUCAGAUCCAAGC